AUGGCAUCAAUAAUGUCCCUGUUUCGCCAACGGGCUCUAACAAACUAUAACCUCAACAACUUUGUUAAAUACGUUGUCUCUGCGACAAGACUGUACUCUUCAAAUAAUACGAAACGAGCUGCCAUUUCUGUAACUCCUCCAAAACAAGAAUUACCUUUUGUACAUGUGAAUCAUAUUCAUCCUCGAGAUCUUGCCCAAAGUACCUUUUUUGCCUUACAUAGACCUUUACUGACUUUUGGAAGUGAACAACCAGUGAUGGACAGUGUCCAACAGCAACACGAGGAAGAAGAAUAUGAAGAGGACACAUCAAACGCUCCUAAUCCAAUGUCACUCUCAAAUCCUCUAUCCCCUUAUUUAACAUCAUCCCCAUUCCAUCCUACACAACCAGCAAUAUCUAUUACACCCACCGAAUCACAGAUGAUUGUUAAUAGAUUUUUUACAGAUAUAGAAUCAAGGGUCAAAAAAGAUGAACAAACGAUAUCAAAUAACAAUACCUUAAAUAGAUCACAAAAACAAUCCAUUGAAGAUGAAGAAAUGAAAAGGCGAAAGCUUAAAUUACAUUUGACAAACAUUGUGCAAAAAAGAAGAUUGAAAAUGAACAAGCAUAAACAUAAAAAAUUGAGAAAGCGUCUGCGCGCUUUAAGGAAACGUCUUGGGAAAUAA
This is a messenger RNA of Racocetra persica, 663 nucleotides long. The record is from the annotation of a GenBank genome assembly. Lineage: Eukaryota; Fungi; Glomeromycota; Glomeromycetes; Diversisporales; Gigasporaceae.